Vespula pensylvanica (western yellowjacket) is the source of this 689-nucleotide messenger RNA. RefSeq lists its product as uncharacterized. The coding region runs from base 160 to 561 and encodes 133 amino acids. Gene Ontology annotation, biological process: sensory perception of smell; detection of chemical stimulus involved in sensory perception of smell. The record is from RefSeq and is a predicted model, not a curated record. Gene Ontology annotation, molecular function: olfactory receptor activity; odorant binding. Lineage: Eukaryota; Metazoa; Arthropoda; Insecta; Hymenoptera; Vespidae. Gene Ontology annotation, cellular component: plasma membrane. The transcript is spliced from 6 exons.
CGAAUAUUUAAAAUACGUCAACCAUUUGACGAGCGUAAUUUUACGCAUAAGGCUUUCUACGGUGAAAUAAAUCAAAAGGAACACGAUUGGAUAAUUGAUAUAAUAGCUCGUUAUACAAGAAUCACGAAGUAUGUAGAGUUAAUAAAUGAUCUUUCCAAGAUGAUUUACUUAGUUGGAAUGUCAUUUGAAGUGAUCCUCAUGUUUUUUAAUAUCCUUUAUAUAUUGCAAUUAUCUACGAUAUUACAAAGUGUGAGUGAAACAAUUGAAUGCACCACUAUAAUUUGUGUGUCUCUAUUGGGUAUAUAUAUUAAUUUUUACAUUGGACAGAUGCUCAUUAAUCACAACAAUGCAACUUUCCACGAAUUAUGUCAGGUACCGUUCUACGUGCUAUCGCUAAAAACUCAAAAGCUGUUGUUAUUUAUGAUAGCAAGAUGCAUGAGACCGUGCGAACUUUCAAUCGGAGGUAUAUUCGUGGCAUCUCAUGAAAUUUUUGCUGGGUUAAUUCAAAAAGCAUUUUCAUUUGCAAUGGUAUAUUAUAAUCACUAUAGUUCGAAUAGUUAGAUCGACAAUAAAAAUUUUGAAUCUAUUAAAAGUCAUCGAAGAUUUCAUUGCUUAAGAUAAAAAUAAAAUCUGUUCACUCCUUUGAAAUUCACCGAAGAUAUUAGAUUUUAAAGUUAACCAAUUAUAAA